AUGUCAGCAGCCGCCGCCUCCGCCGCCGCCGCCCCGCGGGGCACGCCUUCGCAAAACGCUUUUAAGAACGCCGACAAACCAGAUGAGGUCAGGAGAUCCAAUCUGUUGGCUGCCAAGGCUGUCAGUGAUGCUGUGCGAACUUCGCUCGGACCCAAGGGCAUGGACAAGAUGAUCCAGACCUCCAACGGUGAAGUGGUCAUCACCAACGACGGCGCUACCAUUCUCAAACAUAUGGCUGUUAUGCACCCCGCUGCCAGGAUGCUCGUCGAGCUCUCGCAGGCGCAGGACGUCGAGGCCGGUGACGGUACUACGUCGGUCGUUGUCGUCGCUGGAAGCUUGCUGGGCGCUGCGGAAAAGAUGCUCAACAAGGGUAUUCACCCCACCAUCAUUGCCGAAUCGUUCCAAAAGGCGGCUGCCAAGGCGGUCGAGUUCCUCACCGAGAUCUCGACACCUGUCGAGCUGAAUGACCGCGAGUCGCUGCUUCGUGCCGCAAGUACCUCGCUCAACUCGAAGAUUGUCUCGCAGUACUCUUCGGUGCUUGCUCCGAUUGCUGUGGAUGCGGUCACGCGUCUCGUCACUCCUGGUUCGUCUAGCGCCGCGGCGGCAGCCAAGGCGAAUGCCAUCACGACCAGCUCUUCGAUGGGCUCUGGCGCUGAAGGAGCUGCCACGACGUCGCGAGCUUCGCGAUCGGCAGAUGCGCAAGACAAUGUUGACCUGCGCGACAUCCGCAUUGUCAAAAAGGUUGGCGGCACGAUCGACGACACGGAGCUCGUCGAAGGACUUGUACUUGCGCAGAACGUCAUCUCGGGUAGCGGAGGGCCGACUCGGAUGGAAAAAGCCAAGAUCGCUGUGUGCCAAUUCCAGCUGAGCAGCCCGAAGCCGGACAUGGAUAAUCAGAUCGUGGUCAAUGACUACCGACAGAUGGACAAGAUUCUCAAGGAAGAACGACAAUACCUGCUCAACAUGUGCAAGAAGAUCAAAAAGACGGGCUGCAACGUUUUGCUGAUCCAAAAAUCGAUCUUGCGCGAUGCUGUCAACGAACUUGCGCUGCACUUCCUCGCCAAACUCAAGAUCCUUGUUGUCAAAGACGUCGAGCGCGACGAGAUCGAAUUUGUGUCCAAGACGCUGGGUGCCAAGCCGAUCGCCGAUAUCGAAGCGUUUACCGAAGACAAGCUUGCUUCGGCGGAUCUGAUCGACGAGGUGCAGCAGAACGGUUCUCGGGUGGUCAAGAUCACGGGCAUCAAGAACAUGGGCAGGACGGUAAGCAUCCUGUGCACGGGAGCCAACUCGCUCGUGUUGGAAGAGAGCGAGCGCAGUUUGCACGAUGCGCUGUGUGUUGUGCGAUGUCUGGUCAAGAAGAAGGCGUUGAUUGCGGGUGGUGGAGCGCCCGAGGUGCACGUGUCGCGUCUGUUAUCGCAGUACUCGCAGACACUCAAGGGGAUGGAGGCGUACUGUUUCCAGGCAUACGCCGAGGCGCUCGAGGUGAUUCCGACUACGCUUGCAGAGAAUGCAGGCUUGAACCCGAUCAGCAUCGUCACUGAGCUGCGUAACCGUCACGCGCUGGGCGAGAGGACCGCGGGUAUCAACGUGCGCAAGGGUCAGAUCACCAACAUCUUGGAGGAGAAUGUGCUGCAGCCGUUGCUGGUCAACACGAGUGCUAUCGAGCUGGCCACCGAGACGGUUUCACUUUUGCUCAGGAUCGACGAUUACCACCUUUCGCGUUGA
Molecule: messenger RNA, 1725 nt
Organism: Mycosarcoma maydis (corn smut)
Lineage: Eukaryota; Fungi; Basidiomycota; Ustilaginomycetes; Ustilaginales
Product: putative chaperonin containing TCP-1 complex subunit CCT4
Exons: 1
Coding region: 1-1725 (574 amino acids)
Biological process (GO): protein folding
Cellular component (GO): chaperonin-containing T-complex
Molecular function (GO): ATP hydrolysis activity; ATP-dependent protein folding chaperone; ATP binding
Source: RefSeq, a predicted model, not a curated record